UUAUAAUGCAGCGCUGCAACCCUUUCACUUAAGAGCGAACUUAGCACCGUCAGUGACUAGCUGAGUACUUGGCUAGCUACUGUGCAGAGGUAACUUAGGUGACAAUGGGGGUGAAAGACCGCCCUCAGUGUUACUUUGAUGUGGAGCUCAACCGGGAGCCAGUCGGACGCAUUGUCUUUCAACUGUUUUCGGACGUUUGUCCCAAGACAAGCAAAAACUUUCUGUGUUUGUGCACUGGUGAAAAGGGAACUGGUAAACUCACCGGGAAAAAGCUGUGCUUCAAAGGCUCCACCUUUCACAGAGUGGUAAAGAACUUUAUGGUCCAGGGAGGCGACUUCACCGAAGGAAAUGGAAGAGGAGGGGAGUCGAUAUACGGCGGCUACUUUGAAGAUGAGAACUUCCUUCUCAAACACGACAAAGCCUACCUGCUGUCGAUGGCCAACCGCGGGAAGGACACCAACGGCUCUCAGUUCUUCAUCACAACAAAGAUGGCGCCUCAUCUCGACGGGUCCACAAAGAGGAUAUCGAAGCUGGCCUAUCACAAAGGAGUUGUGAUCGUGACGUGUCCGGGGUGUGAGAACCAUCACAUCAUCGCUGACAACCUGCGCUGGUUCUCCGACCUGGAAGGGAAGAGGAAUAUCGAGGAAAUCCUUGCUGCCAAAGGAGAGACUGUGAGGAGGGUGGAUGGGAGUUCUGCUUUUGAAAUCGUGGUGGAUGAAUCUGGGAACGAAAGUUUCUGUUUACUUGCUCCAGUUCUCGAGGGAAAGAGGAAGAGAAGCUCCCACUCUGCCGACUCGUCCUUCUCUUCCCAUGACUCGUCCUAUCAGUACUCCUCAUCUGAAAAUGAAUCGGAUGAAAACCACAAACAUCACAAGCACAAGAGACAUGCAAAGAGUAAACGCUCCAAAAGGAGAAGAAGGGAAUCAAAGCAGAAGGAGAGCGUUGAAGUUCUUCCCUCCAAUCAGAGCUCUCCCAGUCCUGUGGAGGAAGAGGUGCUGGAGGUGGAGGUGGAGGUGGAGCAGAGCGGGAGGAGAGAGAAGCUCACAGUGCGACCGGAGGAGAUCCCCCCUGUGCCGGAGAACCGUUUCCUGCUGCGACGGGACGUGCCACUUCAGGAAGUGAAGGCGGAGAUUGUGGAAACAGAAGAAACGUGUCCUUUAACUGACCCGAAACCUUCAGUCUCCAAGUCUGGACGGAAGAUUAAAGGGAGAGGAACAAUGAGAUAUCACACCCCGACGAGGUCUAAGUCUCGCUCUGCGUCAGUGGAGGAACGUGGCAGCAGUGAGACUCCGCCACACUGGAAAGAGGAGAUGAAGAGAACCAAAGUGUACCAACCUCCGAGCAUCGAGAGGUGGAGCAAAGGAGACAAAUGGGAGAACAGGAGUGACUCUGCGUGGUCCCGGUCUGCAGAUCACUCCUCGGAUCGCGGCUCGGAGAGAUCGAGCCUGCAGCGCCAACCGAAGAAAGAGAAGAAGAAAUCCAAACACAAGAAGAAGUCCAAGAAAGGGAAACGCGGGAAGAAGAAGAGCUCAAAGAACAAACCUCCAGAGCCUCUCCCUACCGUGAGUGAAACGCCGGCGUCUUCAGAGAGGAAGUCCAAGAGAUCCCGGUCGUCUUCAAACCAGCGGGACUCCUCAACCCAGAGGAAGCUACGGUCCUCGCUUUCAUUUAGAGACUCAAGAUCCUACUCUAGAUCGUCCUACAGCCAGUCCAGAUCCAGAGGAAGGUCUUACUCGAGAUCCAGAAGCCUUUCGAGGUCUUUGUCUAGAUCCAGAUCUCGUUCCUAUUCUCGAUCCAGGUCAAGAUCCAGGUACAGAUCUAGGUCCUCGUCCAGGAAGAAUAGUUUAUCCCCGAGAAAGACGAAAGGUAGUAAGCCCAAAGCGGCCGCCAUGAUGCCCGAGAAGCUUCCAGACAGCAAAGCCCCGCCUCUUCCCAGACUCCCGAGUGUCCCGGCUUCAGAAAGUACCCCCGUGAUCCCGAUGAGCGACAGCCCCCCGCCGUCACGCUGGAAACCCGGUCAGAAGCCCUGGAAGCCGUCUUACGUCCAGGAGGUUAAAGCAAAAGCAGCUCUCGGCUCUUCGUCUGGAGCAACUGUAGCCAGUGUUACAGAAAAAGCUCAGACUGCCGUUACACCAAAGUGUCUGUUGGUUGAGUCUGAAAUCCACAAACGCAGCAGGUCUUACAGUCGCUCCAGGAGCAGGAGUUACAGCAGGUCCUCCACCUACAGCGGGUCGGACUCUGAAACCUCCCAGAAAGCACCAAGCAACAAAAGAAACUCACUGGACAAGGAAUGGAAAGAGUAUUACAGCUCCCUGAAGAGGGUCAAAAACGUAGAUAAGCACGUUUCACUCGCGAGUAGCCAAGAUGCCAAGUCAGGGUCGAAUAGUCCGGAUGUCUCAACGAGAUCACAGGAUCAAGAGGGGAAGCAGUUCAGCUCAAUGCCUGCUGAGAGCUUUAACAGCAGGUCUGAAUGGGACAGUGACACUGAGAGAGGGAGCAACAGCGGGGCUCGGUCAAAAAAGCAGAAACGAGCAGUCCAGUCCAGAGAAGUUCUCGAUAAGAAGUCGUCCGCGUGGAAUUCGGAAAGCGAUUCGGAUCAUGUGCCCGCCAGGAAUUUGGCUAUAUCUGAGAAAGAGGAAGGGGAAGCUAGUUCAGAAUCAGAGUUUGAGACCUCCAGGAAAGCUUCUGAAGAAGUGUCUGCGCCAAAGAUCGCCAUGGCUGCUGCCAAAGGUCCCGAGGAGGUCGCAGAGAAACACAAGAGCAAGAAGAAAUCCAAGCGUAAGCGAAAACACAAGCGGCGGCGCGAGAGCAGAAAGGAAAAAGGAAAGAGAUCCAAGAGGAAACACCAGAAGCUCAAAGAGACUUUCCACUGGCAGCCUCCUCUGGAGUUCGGAGAGGAGGAAGAGGAGGAGGAUGAGACCAAACGAGAGAAACAAAGUCCUGGGAGAGUUCUCAAAGAAAAGCCUGUCGUGGAAAAAAUAACCUCGAACCCUAAAGAGGAAAGGAUUAGGGUUCAACAGAGAGCGAAGGAAUGUAUCAACAAGAACUCAACACACACUAAGUCUCUUCUUCAGCCGUCCAAUAGGAACGGGGCUGAUGUACCCAUCGUCAAACAGCAGGAGUCUUUAGACGAUAUGGACAUCUGUACGCCAGAGCAUGACGCUGAGAUUGUACAACCAACCGAUCUUUCUAAUAAUGCACCUGAAUUUAUCGUAAAACCUACCUCAACAAUUUCAGAUAACGCUUUACCUCAAAGCAAAGACCCUUCUGUGCCCUCCUCUGCUGGACUGCAAGAUGAAACCCCCGGAAAACCUCCCGUCGCUAACUUCAAAUGGAGGCCUUUGAAAGGACCGUCAGCCCCGCAGAACGUCCACAUGGCGCCCGUCAGCGUAGUGAACGUCCAGGAGGUCCAGAACGCCGCGGCGCAGGGAGUGAAGAUGGAGAUAAAGAGCCAGAGCCGGGUGCGACCGGGGUCUCUGUUCGACGAGGUCCGGAAGACCGCUCGGCUCAACCAGAGGCCGAGGAACGAGGAGAGCUCCAGCGAGGAGAGGUCUCCGUCCGCGGGGACAUCGCGAUCCCCCAAGAAGUCUCGCUCCAGAGGCUGGUCCCGGUCCUCCAGCCGGUCCAGGAGCCGGUCCCGGAGCUCCAGCUACUCCUCCAGGUACAACAAGGACUUAAAGGUCACCUAUUUAAAUCCACUUCUUCAUGUCUCUUCUACAUCAACAUGUGUCCCCUCUUUGGUCCAGCUCCCUGCUUCACCCCUGACGCUGGGGCUCAGAAGUGAUGAAUGGGACCUGCUCCAGGUGCAGAUCGAUAUUUUUCCAGCUUGUUAUGGAGCGUAUUGA
Molecule: messenger RNA, 3845 nt
Organism: Notothenia coriiceps (black rockcod)
Lineage: Eukaryota; Metazoa; Chordata; Actinopteri; Perciformes; Nototheniidae
Gene: nktr
Product: natural killer cell triggering receptor
Exons: 15
Coding region: 105-3845 (1246 amino acids)
Biological process (GO): protein peptidyl-prolyl isomerization; protein folding
Cellular component (GO): mitochondrion; cytoplasm
Molecular function (GO): peptidyl-prolyl cis-trans isomerase activity; zinc ion binding; cyclosporin A binding
Source: RefSeq, a predicted model, not a curated record